Zingiber officinale is the source of this 600-nucleotide messenger RNA. Its product is annotated as putative protein TIC 214 N-terminal part. The transcript has a single exon. NCBI's taxonomy places the organism in Eukaryota, Viridiplantae, Streptophyta, Magnoliopsida, Zingiberales, Zingiberaceae. The record is from RefSeq and is a predicted model, not a curated record. Gene Ontology annotation, cellular component: membrane. Bases 13 to 600 code for a protein of 195 amino acids.
GGAGGGUUUGUAAUGAUUUUUCAAUCUUUUCUACUAGGUAAUUUAUUAUCUUCAUGCAUAAAGAUAAUGAAUUCAGUCGUUUUGGUCGGACUCUAUUAUGGAUUUCUGACUACGUUUUCCAUAGGGCCCUCUUAUCUCUUUCUUCUUCGAGCUUGGGGUAUGGAAGGAGAAACCGAGGAGGAGGUAGCAACAACAACUGAUUUUAUUAUGGGACAGCUCUUGAUGUUCAUAUUGAUCUAUUAUGCGCCUCUGCAUCUAGCAUUGGGUAGAUCUCAUACAAUAACUGUCCUAGUUCUAUCCUAUCUUUUGUUUCAUUUCUUCUGGAACAAUCACAAAAACUUUUUUUAUUAUGGGUCUACUACCAAAAAUUCAAUGCGUAAUCUCAGCAUUCAAUGUGUAUUCCUGAAUAAUCUAAUUUUUCAAUUAUUCAACCAUUUUAUCUUACCAAGUUCAACGUUAGCCAGAUUAGUCAACAUUUAUUUGUUUCGAUGCAACAACAAGAUGUUAUUUGUAACAAAUAGUUUUAUUGGUUAUAUUUUCUUUAUAAAAUGGGUUAGAUUGGUAUUAUUUUGGAUACGAAGUAUGGAAAGGUGUCUAUAA